GGAACGCACGCUACCGCGGAGAACCGAACGAGGAGGCGGCGGCGGCGGUGACGGAGGAGGAGGUGAAGAAGAAGAAGAUAGGCGAAGGAGGCGAGAAGAGACGCGCCGGCAGACAUGGAGAGUAGACCGGCGCCGCUGCGCUCGCGGCGCGUCUGCCGAUUCUGCUUGACGGACACCGAGCCGCUGAGCUACAUCUACGAGCGCGACCACAACAAGCCGUUCCAGGUGCCGCUCGCGUUACAGAUCAUGUCCUGCGUCGCCAUCGAGGUGUACGCCGCGGACGGGAUGCCGCAGAUGAUAUGCAACAUGUGCCGCUGGAACCUGGAUCGCUCGUACAAAUUCAAGUUGCAGUGCAAGAAGGCCGACGAGGCGUUGAGGGACUAUCCGCUGUCUGGAGUAUUGCCGAGGCCCUUCCCGCCUAUCCCCAGCGAUCCGCCGGAAAUCGGGAGCAAGAGACCGGCCGAGGCGAGAUCGCAGAAUGAGAUCUCGAAAAAGCAACGCACCUCUGACAACGACAGCAGAGACUCUAGAGAGAGACGUGAGACCAGACAAAAUGACAAACAGAAGGCCAACGAGCAUCUUUACGAAGAGGAACAGGAUGGCGGCAGCGAGGGCGAACAGGAAGUGACUAACAUCAAGGAGGAGAGGAAACUGGAGCCGGGAGAGAUCAGAGUGCACGCGUGCGAUCAAUGCGAUCGCACAUUUCCCCUGCGUCAAGCUCUGAUGUUGCACGUGCAGCGCGCCCAUCGCGAUCGCAAUUACAAGUGCACCGAGUGCGAGCGACACUUCUUCACCAAGUACGACCUGAGCAAGCACAUGAGCACACAUUCGGAUGAGAAGCCGUACUCGUGCUCGAUCUGCCAGAAGCAAUUCUCGCGAUUGAACCUGCUGCAACGUCACGAGAAGGUACACAGAGAUGAGACGCGUUACGCUUGUCAGCAUUGCGACCGCGAGUUCUUCACCACCGAGGAGCUCGAGAAGCACGAGGAUUCGGCUCACAAGAAGGAGAAGCCGUUCCAGUGCAACAUCUGCAACAAGCGCUUCCAAUACAAGCAGGGCCUGGAACGGCACGAGAUGCUGCACAACGAGGACAAGACGUUUGUGUGCGAUUACUGUAAGGAGGCCUUCCACACCAGCACAAAGCUAGCCCGGCAUCUCUCUACUCAUGCCGGCCAUCGUCCGUACAUGUGUAAAUUGUGUCCACGCACGUUCCUGCUGUCGCAUCACUUGACCAGACACAUGCGCACCCAUUCAGUGGAGAAGCGCCACGUGUGCGAGGACUGCGGCAAGGCGUUCAAACGCAAGGAGAGCCUGGAGGUGCACCAAUUGACGCACACGAAGCGCACAGGAAUGGGCCUUACCUGCGAUGUCUGCCAGGAAUCCUGCCGUAAUCGCGCCGAUUAUGUCACCCAUAUUAAACAGCAUAUUGAGGCGGGCGAGAAAAUGGGCCCGGACGGUUUGCAACCCGACACCAAGAAGAAUGUAGAACUGGACUCUGAUGAGGAUGAGGAAGAGGAAGAUCAGUAUUCCGAUGGGGAUGACGAUUACGAGCCGCCGGCGUACAUUGUGAAGAAGUUACCGAAGCCGCCGAAGCCCUCGGAGAGUGAUGAGGAGGAGGAGGAGGACGAUGGGGAGGACAAGGAAGAAAAAGCCGAGAGGCAAGAAAAGGAGGAGCGCAAGGUGGUGUACGUGCGCGGCAAAGAUGGCAACAUGAUGAAGAAGACCAUUAAGACGUUAAUGCCCAUCCAGCGUCGCGAUGUUCAAGAGCAGAAAGUCACGAAACAAGUCACUUCGGCUGGCUCCUCUUCUCAGAGCAGCUCGAAAGUCUCCACGCAGAAGGAGGAGAGCAGCCCCAAGAGCAGCCGCGUGGACGACACCGAGGCGCAGGUACAGAAGAUUGUCGCCUCGGUGUUCAAGGAACACAAGAUCCCGCUGAAGCACCAGAACGCCGGCCAAGAUCAGUCUAAAGAAGCACCUGUGACGAGAUCCCAAAGCGCUUCUCAGGAAGUUCGCAAGGACGGCGACAAAGCGGAGACCCCGGCGUCCACUCCAAAGGUCAACACCGUCAAAGUGAUUAAAAGAAUUGUACUGAGAAAACCGGGAGGAGGCAGUAAUGAAGGAACACCAGUCGGUACACCCGUUGCAGUCAAGGACGCAGACGCCUCCCUGAGCGGCACUCCCGGCUCGCAUAAAGUCAAGCGAGUGAUUGUUCGUAGAAUUAUCCGUCAGGGUGACACUACUCGUGAAGUUAUCAUGAAUCCGGAUGGUACCGCGAUAGACCCCGCGGAGCUGGCGAAACUGCCGACUGGCAACGUUGUGAAGCGAGUAAUAGUGAAGCGACCGCUCGACAAGAGUGGUCAGAACCUGGUACAGGCGGUGUUGCAGUCCGCGGAGCAACGUCAGAAAACCGGGGAUGCCGUUUUGAAUGAGAAAUUCGAGCUGAAGACUUCAGCGUCGUCCAGCGGCGACACGCCGAAGAGCUCGGCCGCUCCGCAAAAGACGCAGUUGAUCGCCCAGGGCCAGGACCAGGAGACCAAGGUGAAGCUGGAGCAGUUGGAGAAGCGAGUGGAACAGCAGAGGCUGAAGAUCGAGGAGCUGCAGGCGCGAAAAGCGCAGCAGGACUACGAAGCGAUUGACGAGAUGCUGCCGGAGCGACAUGACGAGUCCGAGGAUGAGCAGCAGCUACCGCUCAAGAGAGUGUUCGUGAAACGGAAACAGAGUAUAUACGACGAGGAGCGGGAGUACAAUGACGACGCGGACGCGACAAAGAGCGAUCCGACUCAAGUAGAGAAAGAGGAGACGGAGCAAGUAGUGGUGAAGCAAGAGGAGGAUCCCGUCGCGGAGGAGACGCUGGAGGAUGUUCAGAAAGAAAUCCAGAGCACGGCGAAAACGACGGUGAGCGGUAGCAGUACCACGCCAAGUGGUUCCCCGUCGAAGAAGGGCCCGACGAUCUCCAGCAACAAGGUUUAUUCGAACAAGCGUUACAUGAUCGUGAAGCCUAGCGACACGUCGGAGGUGGAGGAGAUGAAUCGCGAAUUGUGCAGCAUUUUCGAGACUACUGACACCGUAGUGAAGAUGCAGGAAACGGUUCUGAGCAAUCUCACGCAAAUUUCUGGCAUCGCGGCGCCGUCAGACGCGAAGCAAAAGACAGACUCGGCGAUGGAGGUCGACGAGCAGGUGGAUCAGGACGGCGCAAUGAACGAGCCGACCGUUAAAGAGGAGGCGGAGAUGGAGGUUGAGGUCGAACAAGAGACGGAGCUCAAGUUGGACGCCGAGAUAGAGGAGGCUUCGCAGGUGAUACAGGAGGAGGUUCAGCCGGAUCCGAGCGCUAUCGCGCUGGACAAUCAGGACCUCUCCGAGACCGCCUCGAUCUUCGAGACGUCGGACGACAUUCUGGAGGUGCGGAAAUCGACGGGCGGCAAUCUGAGCGACUCCGUCAUCGAGUUGUCGCAGGGCAACAGCACUAUUAAUUUGAACGAUACUAACGAUAGCCAGGACAGUCUGGAGGACAAGCUCUCGCAGAUGGAAGGUUGAAGGAGAAGUAAAACUCGGAAAGAGAGUUGCAACAUUUGGACAACGUAUCUUAUUGAUCUUACCGGUAUCUUAUCUGACCUACCUUGAUAUCGCAAAAUUUGAUUCACGCUGUUCUCGAAGUGAAGCGCACCUUCUGAACUUCCGGAAGGAGCUUCGAUCCUAUUUGUCCGCCGUCAUUUCGAAUAUUAUUGCUCUCGGUACAUUCGCAAUGAGAGGACAAUUGUAAAUAUAAUGGUCAGCCACCGGAUGGUUCAAUUUUAUUGGCCCCGACUUGCGAACUGUAUCGCAACUGUGAGAAAUAUGUACAUACCGUGCCUCCUAGCGGUUUCCUUCAUUCGCAUUCACGUUCGCUUUCGUUAACCAAACAAAGGGAAAGAAAGAAAAAAAAAUUAUCCGAUCCCUUGAUCGUACAGUCAUCGGAUUCGUCUUCUUUUUUUGUUAGCGUUUAAGGAUUAGUACGUAGCCAGGGCCAGUUGCAUCGACCGGUUGUCAUUCGCCCGGAACGCCUCCCUUCGAUCAAUUAAGUCGCUUUUCCUAUAUUUAAUUAUGAUACAAUUGAUUUUAAUACAAUGUAAUUGAGAUGUCGAUAUCUAAUAUCUGAAGAGGUUAGAAUAAUUCGACUAUUUUAGAUUAUAGUUUCGCUAUUGUGUUCGAAAUAACAGCAAAAGAGUGAAAAAUUAGUCUUUGAAAGUCUAACCGAUUUUUUUAACGUUAAUUGAAAUUAACGCGAGUCGCUGUAUUGAAGGCGAUCGGUUUAUUUACGAUUAAAAUUAUUCCGUUUUUCUGCUUCUACAUUUAAAAUAAUUACAGACUUUACAAUAUGCGAUCUGUUUUUUUUUCUCUUUUUUUUUGCGUUUUCUUAUUGGUGCAACGGACUCUGAUUCUGCAAGUCAACACAUUUACAUUAUAACGUUGGGAACAUAAGAGAUAAUGAAUUACAGAUAUAUUUACAGUAAUAUCAUAUUCAGAAUUAUUUCGUUAAACGGUAGUUGAAACGGUAACACGUAGGUUAUCCGAUAUUCUGCAAGACACUUGGAACUAUAUAUGAAAUACAAAAGUGUGUAAGUGUAGAAA
Wasmannia auropunctata (little fire ant) is the source of this 4608-nucleotide messenger RNA. RefSeq lists its product as uncharacterized. The record is from RefSeq and is a predicted model, not a curated record. Bases 115 to 3534 code for a protein of 1139 amino acids. Gene Ontology annotation, cellular component: nucleus. The transcript has 3 exons. Gene Ontology annotation, molecular function: zinc ion binding. NCBI's taxonomy places the organism in Eukaryota, Metazoa, Arthropoda, Insecta, Hymenoptera, Formicidae.